This is a messenger RNA of Dibothriocephalus latus, 735 nucleotides long. NCBI's taxonomy places the organism in Eukaryota, Metazoa, Platyhelminthes, Cestoda, Diphyllobothriidea, Diphyllobothriidae. The record is from the annotation of a GenBank genome assembly.
AUGUCCGAAGAAGACAUUGAACAGUGCCUUUACCUGAAUCAAAAGUCCUUUGACCCUGAGCAAAUGAACAAUUCCAGCGGUUCGGGCUCCGGUGCAUUAGGCGCCCCUGCCACCACCGGCAUUAUGGCCUCCUUGGCCAGUUUCUCUGGACGACCUCCCAGACCGGAGAUUCUUCGUGUGCGCACCCUCCUUUGCAGUGCUCAGUACACAACAGAUGAACACCUGGCCAAAGUGUUGCAGUGGCGACAACACGAAGACGAUCUCAUUCACUGUCUACAUAAACUGGUCUUGUUGACAGAAAAGAGCUUCGAACUACGAAAGUUUACUCUACCGGUUAUGGACAGUCUUCUUCAAAUUCUCGCUUCCGUACACCUUAGGGAGCUUCCAAUCGGUGAAUCCAAUCCUCAGAGCAAUGCCUACAUACUGGGCCGUUCUGUGAUUGUCGUCCUGACGAAGAUCUAUCGAGACAUUGCCUGCUCCACAUUGCUGCGAGACCAACUCACUUCCUACCUAAAAAGUGGCCUUUUUAAGAACUACUUUGUGCACAAUCAGUACCUUACGAUAAUAUACAGGAUCCUCUUGGAUACUCAGCUUUUGUCGACGCAGGUCGGCCAGGGCGAAGUUAAAUUUGAAUUGAUCUGCUCAACCCUGCGCUGGGCAUUUCAGAUCAUUGUUCGCUCAAGAGUAAGUUUUUUUCCGUUGGUCGCGCUGUUUUGUGCCUUGCUUCAUAGAUAA